Ogataea philodendri is the source of this 1473-nucleotide messenger RNA. RefSeq lists its product as uncharacterized. The transcript has 3 exons. The record is from RefSeq and is a predicted model, not a curated record. NCBI's taxonomy places the organism in Eukaryota, Fungi, Ascomycota, Pichiomycetes, Pichiales, Pichiaceae. The coding region runs from base 1 to 1473 and encodes 490 amino acids.
AUGAGCAGGCGGAUUGCGCGAGCUGCUGCCAGACGCGACCAAACUGGCGGCACGGGUUCUGAGCCGUUGCGGCUUGAUGAGCAGGACACGCUCGAGGUGUUUGUUCCGUGGCUGGUGGAGGGUGUUGAGGAGACGGUCCAGACGGUGAAAGGUGAGCUGUUUCACCGUAAUUACAUUGAAGCGUUCAACACGGAGCAGAAAAGAGAGGCGUACGCCGCGCGGUGGUCGUCUUCGCGCAGUCUGGCGUACAGCUGGUUCUUUUCGCAGGGCGCGGUCGGCCAGUUGCUGGCGUCCCGGACAACAGUCAACGUGGUGAGCAUUGGUGCGGGAGCAGGAGCAGAAUUGGUGGCUCUGGGCAGCGUGUUCAGCAGACUGCUCGAAACGCUUGCGAUCGGCUCGGAAAAACACCACUGGACCGUCACGGCCGUCGACAUCAGCGACUGGACAAACGUGGUGGACCAGAUCGCCGGUUUUGUGGACUCUCGCUGGGUGCAACCAAAAUUGAUUAAUGUAGCACAUUCGCUGCAAUUCGAGUUUCUUCACCAGGACGUGCUCCAGAAACCGCAGGAAAGCAUGGCCAGACUGCACGCGGCAGACCUGAUCACGAGCUGUUUCACCACGAACGAGCUGUUUGCCGAAAAUAAGACCCUGGCCAUCGGUUUGCUCAACUCUUUGAGUGCUUGUCGGCCAGGAACGCUUUUUUUGGUGCUCGAGUCGGCCGGGUCUUACUCGCACAUCACCGUCGGGUCCAAGAGCUUCCCCGUGUACUUCCUCGUGGAUACCGUUCUUUGUGGGCCUCCUGGCCGUGCGCGCGACUGGGAGCUGGUUUCGUCGAGCGACAGUGAAUGGUACAGGGUUCCCCACGGGGUGCAGUACGGACUCAAAUUGGAGAACAUGCGGUUCUUCUACAGAUUGCGAUCCGCCGCUGCUGAUCGAGACAGAGUGCACGGAAGACUGGUCCUUCACGACGGCCGUCACCACACUGCUGCUGACAGUCACGUAUGCAGAUCCGCUGGCGCUCACAGUGGAGGAGUACUCGGUGGUGUAGGUGGUGGUCCCAGGCCGCCACACUGCGCGUAUGCAGCUCCGCAUGUUGUGGCGGAGGAGUCUGCAGCGGACGUGGUGGAGGUGGCGGUGAUGGACUCGAGGGUCGAUUGCUCCCACGACGGGGUGGUGAGGGUGGCGGACUGUUCCCAUGCUGGCGUGGUGGUGGUGGAUUGCUCCCACGAAGGAGUCGUCGUCGCAGACUCUUCCCACGAUGGCUGGGUUGUUUCUCUGGUUGCAGUCUGCACGGUGGUCUGUGUGUCUGCCUGUGUUUCUGUGCCUGCCGUGGUAACCGACGUCACCUCGGCAGAUUCGUUGGACGCGUUAGAAUUCUCCGAGCUGCCAAAACUGCUGUCAUCGAGGCUCCCGCUGGAGGCCAGGACGCUGGCGAAAAAUGGGAUGGUAGCUAGGGCAACGUUAUGCGAGUGA